GCAAUUGCAUUCACAGCCUCUCUCUGUCUCUCUCUCUCUCUCAACCAACGUCUCUUCAGUCUUUUUGACUUAAUUAGUGUCUGCUUUAAGUACAACCACCCACCGCUUCUCUCUUCUUACUCUUACUCUUACUCUUACUCUUCUCCAGCAAACUUUUUCUUCUAUACAUAUAUACAAUAUAUAUAUAUAUAUAUCCCAUCUAGCUAGCAUAUUUUUCCACACGCCCGGUUUUUCUUAUCUAUUAAUUCCGAUUCCAAUAGUUAGUUGUAUUGGGAGCUAUGGCGGCUAUUCUCGCACUGUUUGUCAUGACUUUUGCUGUAGUCUUGGGCCCUGCUGCCGCAGAUCCUGACUUGCUUCAAGAUGUUUGUGUUGCUGAUCUCACUUCCGGUGUGAAAGUCAAUGGGUUCACCUGCAAGGCCAUAGCAAACAUUUCUGCUGCAGACUUCUCCUUUAAUGGCUUGGCCAAACCAGGCCUCACCAACAACACUUUUGGUUCUCUAGUCACUGCAGCCAAUGUUGAAAAAAUUCCAGGCCUUAACACCCUUGGUGUCUCACUGUCACGCAUUGACUAUGCUGUCGGUGGCCUUAACCCACCUCACACGCAUCCACGUGCCACAGAGAUGGUGUUUGUGCUGGAAGGUGAAUUGGAUGUGGGGUUCAUAACCACUGCAAAUGUGCUCAUUUCCAAGUCCAUCAAGAAGGGUGAGAUAUUUGUGUUUCCAAAAGGGUUGGUGCAUUUUCAGAAGAAUAAUGGUAAGGUGCCUGCAGCUGUGAUUUCCGCAUUUAACAGCCAGUUGCCAGGCACACAGUCCAUUGCUACCACAUUGUUUGCAGCCACACCACCUGUGCCAGACCAUGUAUUGACUAAGGCAUUCCAGGUGGGUACUAAGGAGGUUGAGAAAAUCAAGUCUAGGUUUGCUUCCAAGAAGAAGUAGAUGUUUGAAAGCACACGUGUACUGGGACCUCUUUUUUGUUGUUAUUUAACUGAACAAAUUGUUGGGAUUUGUCCUUGUGAUUCAUAAAGAACUGUGGGGGGGCAUUUUAAUUUC
Quercus robur (English oak) is the source of this 1049-nucleotide messenger RNA. Its product is annotated as germin-like protein subfamily 2 member 4. The coding region runs from base 279 to 935 and encodes 218 amino acids. Gene Ontology annotation, cellular component: plasmodesma; cell wall. Gene Ontology annotation, molecular function: manganese ion binding. Gene Ontology annotation, biological process: plasmodesmata-mediated intercellular transport; regulation of root development. Lineage: Eukaryota; Viridiplantae; Streptophyta; Magnoliopsida; Fagales; Fagaceae. The record is from RefSeq and is a predicted model, not a curated record. The transcript has 2 exons.